Petromyzon marinus (sea lamprey) is the source of this 1636-nucleotide messenger RNA. RefSeq lists its product as uncharacterized. Gene Ontology annotation, cellular component: cytoplasm. The record is from RefSeq and is a predicted model, not a curated record. NCBI's taxonomy places the organism in Eukaryota, Metazoa, Chordata, Hyperoartia, Petromyzontiformes, Petromyzontidae. Gene Ontology annotation, molecular function: protein binding.
CACAACAGUUGGCACGCAGACAAGGGGCCUCAGUGCGCCCAAGUUGUGGCUCCCUGGCUGGCAGGCGAAAACAAAUCACUGGCCCUCUUCGAGUUCAACUUAAACGACCGCCGCUUCGAUGGCAACGUGAGCGUGCUUCGGCCCGCAGUCGAAGUCUGAGGGAGGUGGUGGGAGGGGGGCUUUGUCGAUGCGGUGGAGUGGAGCCGGUACGAGAUCCUCAAGGGGGGGCUUGAGUAGUCAGAUUGUCGCACUCCGGCCUCUCCACUGCGAGUGCGGCUGGUAAAGUGGCCUCAUCCAGACGUCCUCUGCGCUGGCCGCGGAGAAGCCGACCGGGGCUUGAAGACACCACAUUGUGCGCAAGCCUCGCAGCAGUAACGAAGCCAUCAUGCCCAAGAAACGCGCGCCCAAGGGCCGGAAGCUGACGCUGAAGCAGGCCAAGGCAGCCGUGCACAGCACCCCCGACGGGAAGAAGCGCCUCAACCUCAGCAACGCGGGCCUCGCCACCUUCCCCAAGUGCCUCCUCAAGCUGAGCGACGUCGACGAGCUGGACCUCAGCCGCAACGCGCUCCGCGUCCUCCCGCCCUCCAUCGGCAAGUUCGUCAACCUCCGCUCGCUCGACGUCCACAGCAACCGGCUCGAGAGCCUGCCCGAGUCGCUGGGCCAGCUGAGCGGCCUGCUGCACCUCAACGCUUGCAACAACCGGCUGGCUACACACGGCCUCCCCGAGGGCCUUGCGCAGCUGCAGAAGCUGCGCACCCUCAACCUGGGCCUCAACGAGCUGGACAGCGUGCCGCGCUGGCUGGGCCACCUCCGGGAGCUCACCGACCUGGGUCUCUUCGACAACGCCAUCGUGGGCCUGCCUGAGACCGUGGCCAAACUGCCCAAGCUCCAGAAGCUCAACGUGAAGCGAAACCCGCUUGCGCUGGCCCCGCCGGAGACGGGCGGCGGGCCGGUUGGGGGCGAGCCAAGCCCCGAGGAGGCGUCCCUGCUGCUGGUGCACGAGUCGGAGGUGUGCAAGCCUUGCCUGGCCUCGUGCCAGGAGGAGAGGGCACGUAGGGCCGGCCUGCUCAAGAACACCAACAAGGGGUCCAACCGCGGGGUGGGAAGGUUUUCCGGGCUCAUAACGCCCAACUCCGUGGCGAAAGAGACGCAAACUGCCUGGAGAUGAAGCGUUUUUCGGCUACGGCGUCACCUCAGGGAUAUGGGCGACGUUGGAGAUGGAAGUUUAGAGAGGGGUGUUUUUUCACGGGGUACUUUGAGAGCAGCAGCAAGACGCAGAAGUGUUACAGCAGAGCGAAGUUAACCUUGUCCCUGCAAAGCCACCUACUUCUCUAGAUUUAGCCGAUUAAUUAAAUAACUUACACUUAACUCGGCGUUCACCAAGAACACAAAAUUAGCCAGAUUGGAUUGUUACACACAUUUUUACUUGAAAGUGAAAUGUUUUAAUUUCAAUAGAUUUUUAAGGGAAUGUACAUGCCAUAGAGUAACAGUUUUACACUUAGGUGGGUAAAAAUUAAUGGACAACAGACCAUCAUUUAAACUGCCCAAGCCAAUAAGAAAAAUACAUCUGGACAGUGAUACCAAUGUUUUUUCCGUCACUGACAAAAAAUAAACUCCCGAUUCAGGAAAACCCCAA